Messenger RNA from Penicillium brasilianum, 4168 nucleotides. The record is from the annotation of a GenBank genome assembly. Lineage: Eukaryota; Fungi; Ascomycota; Eurotiomycetes; Eurotiales; Aspergillaceae.
UUUUUCGUAACAGACUUCCAGCGGAUUCGCACGCAAACUUGUCUCAAACGGGCACCCCCGGCCCGACCGGAUAUGAAAACGUGUUAAGAUUGUUUUAGCGCUGCCUAGUGAAUCAAAAACUCAAUCCGUUCGUCUCAAAUGAUUUCACGCUAACAAGUAAGCAAUCUAUGGUAAUAAAAUCAUCAUCAUAUCAUAAUGCAUGGCAUACCAGAGCAAAUCGCCCGCCAAACAACGGAGCCCCACUCAGUUUCACACUUUGCUCCGAGGUCAGCAAACUCGAAGCAAAGGAUGAAAUCCAACCCUAACAACAACAAGCACAUGCAAUAAAGAUCAAAAAAGGAAAGAGCCUGAACAAAGAAUAAACAAGAAAUGGCAAAUUGAUAACCCCGACCAAUGAGGAAUAACACCAUGGGAUCGAAGUUCACAAAGACAAGAACCUUCUAGGUUAGGGCAAAAACCCACCUUUCCUUUCCGAAUGAAACUGCUUGGCCUUCUCUCGUCUGACCAUCGAGAACGCCAAUUGGCCCAUCGAAAGACCUUUGGCCCCUCUCCAACCCUUCUUCUCUUCUCCAAUUGUUCUUUCCCUUCCGAGCCCUGGCUGAUUGCUGCUGCUGCUGCUGCUCCUGCUACUACUCCUCCGCUGCACCAUGGACUGGCACGGCUUUUUCUUCACACCCCACCUGCUCGUCCGAGCCCAGCGCACAGCGGCAACGCGUAUUGACUGACCAACCACAAAUUCCACAACAAGAAAGUCUUCUUGUCAGCGGGGACGGAGCGCAGCGUCAAAGUACGACCCGCGAUGAUGCAUGCAAGGGCUGCCAUGUAGACCCCGCCCCAGAAGAGGACCCCGCUCUGGCCAGUCUGCAGCCAACCCCAAUAACAAGGACUAACGAUGCCCCAAAACACCAUGAAUGCAGCUGUCACCCAGCGUGCGCUAGCGUCACCAAUCACCAGAGGCAGUGUCUUCCGGCCUCGAGCACUAUCUCCGGCCUGGUCAUACAGAUCCUGGGUCUGGACGGUGGUGAAGACGAUCGCGCCAAUGAUGGCCAGCCAUGGUAGACCCAAUCCGUCCGUCCGGAUGAAGGCUUGCCACUGGGAUGGGCCUAGCUCCAGCUGCACGGCGCCCGAAGUGUAGCACAUGAAGCCUAGCCCGUUGAUGAGAUUGCGCAGAAUGCAGCUAACAUCCGCGCCCCUCGCAUCGUUGUACCAGAAGCCGAGUCCAAUGAGCGUUAUGCACUGUGCGAGUCCGCCAACCCGGAUGCUGGUACCCAAUGCGAGUGCGUAGAGAAUGAACAUCACCACCUGGGCAUGUUCCGGCGUCAUGCGUUUGGAAGGCAUGGUUCGCCACGGUUUGUUGAGCGAAUCUUCCAUGAUAGCCUCUGGUUGGCGCUGGUUGUCGAUCGUAAAAGGGAGAAGGUUUAUCCACGCCCAUAACAGGACAAGAGGCACUCGCUGGAAGCAUAUUGACCAUGCAGGUGCGGGAUCGAUUCCAAAGGAUGCUGCCCCCAGCGAGGUGAGUAAACCAAAGCCAAAGCUAGUGGCAAUGAUGGUUUUGAGGUCGCUAUAUGUAAACAACCAGAUGGAAUGUAUGAAGUGGCCAGGCUGUUCUGAAAUGUGGUUCAAUAAUGACAAAAGGCGCCGAACAGGCAAGGGGCGCUUAACCGCUUGAUGGCGGGGGAUCUCCGGAGUUUCCGUAGCCAUGGUGGUGGUCAUUCUAUGAUCUAUGCAUGAACGUACAGCGUGGAGUCAAAAUAAAAAGAAAAAGAAAAAGAAAAAACCGUUUGAUUGAAGGUGGAGGGGGUGAGUGUAUCAAGGGAACCUCGGAUCAAUUUAUGUUUUCCCUUGUCAUCUCAUUUCUUGUAGGGCAGGGUCUAAUAAGUCAGUUGUGUGGCGGCGUUCUAAUCUAGUUCUUAUUUCCGAUUUUCUUUUUUCUUUUUUAUAUUUUUUUUACGAAUAUCCACAGUUUUUUUUUUCUAAUUUGAUCUUCCUUCCCACGAUCUCCCCCAAAACCUUCGCAGGGAACCUACCCGUGCCGCCGAUGAUCUGACCGAACCGAGCCCCCUUCGCAAUACUAGCUCCAGCACUAACCACGUCACUUUGUUUCUCUUUCUCUCCAACAGCAUACUCCCAGAAUCCACAUACGCAAUCACAGCUGGCACUGGUGCUGAUUGCUUGUGGGGCUCUGUAUGCUUAUGAACCUACGGAGGGGCCAGGUCCUCGAUCAGCCGCUCGAGAUAAUCACAUAUUCACACGCACUUACCGGGGUUUGGUUUCUCUUCUUCCCGAUUUCUCUGUCCGAGUACUCGGUGAUUCCCACCUGGAAGUUCAAUUACCAUUCUCAACAUGGACUUGAUCGUGGAAAAAUUCCAUGCUGAGCAUGCUAUGGCGUUCAUGGCUGAACGGCCAUUGCUGGCAAGAUGUGCCCUCGUUGGCGUCUUUGGUGUCCUAGUCCACCAUCUUGUUUUCAUUAAAAGUGAAUGGCAUAUGCAGGGACCCCGGAUCAUAAAGACUGUCUCUGCUGCAUAUGCCGUCCUGGCGCUGUUGGAGGCGAGAAAGACCUUGAGUGUUGCCGCCUUUGGACACGCUGGUCUCAUCGUGGGCAGCUUCAUUUUGUCUCUUCUGUUUAGCAUUGGUGCUUAUCGUCUCUUCUUCCAUCGCACCCGCCACUUCCCUGGCCCUCGAUUGGCUGGCCUGACCAAACUAUGGCACAUGUACCAAUGCCGUAAUGGUCAGAACCAUCUGGUUCUGGAGAGGAUGCAUCGCGAGUAUGGUGACUUCGUCCGCACGGGUCCCAAUGAGAUUACUGUCUUCCAUCCAAAUGGACUGGCCUUGCUCGAUGGACCAGGAAGCAAAACCAGCAAGUCUGUCUGGUAUGACUUCCUCUUGCCAAAUGUCGGUGUGACCACUAUCCGUGAACGAGGCUGGCAUGACCAGCGUCGCCGUCUGUGGAUUAAAGGCUUCUCCAAUAGCGCAAUGCAGAAGUACCAGGAGCAUAUCGAAGCUCACGUCCAAGACAUGGAUGCUAUCAUUGCCGCUGCCAAAGGAAGCCCCGUCCCUAUUUCCACGUACAUCUACUGGUUCGCGUUCGACAUCAUGGGUCUCUUUGCCUUCUCUCGCUCCUUCGAUAUGCUUCGCAGUGAGCACUGGCAUUACAGUAUUCGCAACCUGCGAAAAGCCAUGACACUAUUAGGCCCUUUCUCCUCGGUGCCCUGGGCCGCACAGAUUGGGUUUUGGCUUCUCAAGGGGUACUGGGUGGUGAACGACUGGCACACUAUGAUCGCGUGGUGCGCUAACCAGAUGCAGCUGCGCCUUGAUGAACCGGAUUCCCACGAUGUGGCGCAGGGGAUCAUCGCCGAUUCCAAAAAGAGGGGCACGCUGAAAGAAGACCAGGAGCAGCUUGUCGGAGAUGCAAUCGUCGCAAUUGUAGCUGGAAGUGACACCGUCGCCCCCACACUCGUUUUUGCGAUCUACCAAUUAGCCUUGAAUCCCGACAAGGCUGAAAAGCUGUACCAAGAAGUUAAAGACGUGAGCAUCCAAGACCUGGCCACUUUUAAGAAGCUACCUUACCUCAAUGCCGUCAUCAUGGAAACCUUACGUCUACACCCUGCCGUCCCUACAGGGGGUAACCGAGAUACUCCGCCAGAAGGCAUGAUGAUCGAUGGCACUUUUAUUCCGUGCAACACGACUAUCGUUGCACCUCGUUAUGUUUUAGGUCGAUUGGAGAGCUGUUUUGUUCGACCAAAUGAAUGGAUCCCCGAACGAUUCGAUACUCAGCCCGAGCUGGUCAAGGAUACUCGAUCUUUCCUACCCUUUGCUCAAGGUCGCUACACCUGCCUGGGCAAGGAUGUCGCAAUGAUAGAAAUGUGGACAGUCCUCACGGUCCUCAUUACUAAAUAUCGGUUCGAUUUCCCUGCUGGCCAGCGCGAGAAGUAUAUCCAAAAUGUGGAGGGUAAGAUGAGGGACCAGUUUACGGCUACGCCGGGUGAUUUGGCCCUGGUGUUCUCCAAGAGAGAGAACAUUACGUCAAAUUAGGGACUGGGCUUGAGUUGGAUUGAACUAUUAGAUGGAUUAUAUGGUUAUUAUUUAUCGAAUAACGAUUUCACGAGCCUUUAGCUGGAAUAGCGAAUUAGUCCCUUUUAUCGUCUGACAUCAAUCAUUUUCAUGCGCC